UUGGGCUUUAUAAACACGGUGAGCACCGGGAACAGGACUAUCUCUCCAGACCUGCACGGUAUCUCAACUCCAGGACUAUCUCUCCAGACCUGCACGGUAUCUCAACUCCAGGACUCUUCUCAGCUCUCUGUUUCCAGAGUUAAACACACCAAAUAAACAACUCCAACAUGAACGGCCACUGCAACGUAAAGGUCAACGACACCGUGGAGGAGUUCCACUGCAACAACAGCGAUCUGCUCAUCGACAGCAAGAAGUCCGUCGUGCACCACAAGCACGAGACGUCCCGCAAAAAGGACGAGGACCAGUCCCGCUUACCUGCGCUCGAGGCCGCGUACACGAGCAUCCUCCGGGAGCUGGGGGAGGACACGGACCGGCAGGGGCUGCUGCGCACGCCGCUGCGCGCCGCCAAGGCCAUGCAGUUCCUCACCAAGGGCUACCACGAGACCAUCGAAGACAUCUUAAACAACGCCAUAUUUGACGAAGACCAUGAUGAGAUGGUGAUUGUGAAGAACAUAGACGUUUUUUCACUGUGCGAACAUCACCUGGUGCCAUUUUUUGGAAAGGUUCACAUCGGGUACAUUCCCAACAAAAAAGUGGUGGGACUGAGCAAGCUGGCAAGGUAA
Messenger RNA from Notothenia coriiceps (black rockcod), 623 nucleotides. It is a transcript of the gene gch2, whose product is annotated as GTP cyclohydrolase 2. The coding region runs from base 168 to 623 and encodes 151 amino acids. Gene Ontology annotation, biological process: tetrahydrofolate biosynthetic process; tetrahydrobiopterin biosynthetic process. The record is from RefSeq and is a predicted model, not a curated record. Gene Ontology annotation, cellular component: cytoplasm. The transcript has 3 exons. NCBI's taxonomy places the organism in Eukaryota, Metazoa, Chordata, Actinopteri, Perciformes, Nototheniidae. Gene Ontology annotation, molecular function: GTP binding; zinc ion binding; GTP cyclohydrolase I activity.